Molecule: messenger RNA, 2469 nt
Organism: Pseudophryne corroboree (corroboree frog)
Lineage: Eukaryota; Metazoa; Chordata; Amphibia; Anura; Myobatrachidae
Product: multidrug and toxin extrusion protein 2-like
Exons: 17
Coding region: 362-2158 (598 amino acids)
Biological process (GO): xenobiotic detoxification by transmembrane export across the plasma membrane
Cellular component (GO): membrane
Molecular function (GO): xenobiotic transmembrane transporter activity; antiporter activity
Source: RefSeq, a predicted model, not a curated record
CCCCCCCGCCGCCGGGUCGCUCGUCGGCCGUAUCCGCCGUCGGGCAGCUCGGUGGCGGGUCGGCUAGUGUAUAGGGCCCCUUAGUAAAUUUACCUUAAUGACUUAAUUGCAUGAACAUCGAAUUAGUGUCAACAUGAAUCAGGCUUAAAGUCCAUGUGAAGAAUGUAACUUCAGAUUCGUAGCUGCCGUUAUCAUCCCCGGAGUCUUCCUCCUUCUGUUUUAUUACGGGCAGGGGGCGUGUGUACUGUAGCAGCAGCACUGCAGUAAUACAGUACAGCAGCAGCCUGUCUCCUGUGCCGCAUGUCCCGGCGGCGGUGGUGGGUCACUAGCGGCAACAGUAGGAGGAAGCAGCGGCAGCAGGAUGACAGGGCAGCAGCUGGGAGACGGAGAGAGGAGCGGGCAGCAGAUGUCGGAGAGUGCGCCGUUAUCUGGGGUGAAGCCCGGCUGUCUGCGGUCACUGAUGCGCCGGCUGCUGCCGCCCCGCUACUGGAGUGAAGUGAGGGAGCAGUGCCUGGUGGCCGGCCCCGUGUGUCUCUCACAAUUGAUGGAAUAUCUCAUUAGUAUUGUGAGCUCCAUAUUCUGUGGCCAUUUGGGGAAGAUUGAACUAGACGCAGUGACACUUGCUGUAGCUGUUAUCAAUGUAACGGGUAUAUCUGUUGGCUCAGGUUUAGCCUCUGCUUGUGAUACACUCAUGUCUCAGACAUAUGGAGGAAAAAAUCUGAAACGUGUGGGGACAAUAUUACAGAGAGGGAUUCUCAUCCUGAUGCUGUUCUGCUUCCCAUGCUGGGCUGUCUUCAUUAACACAGAACAUUUGCUGCUGCUCUGUGGACAGAAUCCAGAUGUUGCCAGGUUAACACAGACCUAUGUGAUGAUUUUUAUCCCUGCUCUUCCUGCAAUAUUCCUUUACCAGCUGCAGAUACGAUAUUUACAGAGCCAGGGUAUAAUGUGGCCACAGGUCAUUACUGGCCUUGUAGUAAAUCUCACUAAUGUUGCUGUGAAUGCCAUCUUCAUAUAUGGUCUGAAUCUGGGAGUAUUGGGAGGUGCUUGGGCCAACACAAUAUCUCAUUAUGCAUUGACUGGUGUGCUUUUAGGCUAUAUAAUUUUGAGAAAACUACAUCUUUCAACAUGGGGAGGUUGGUCCAGAGAUUGUUUACAGGAAUGGGGCGCCUUUGUACGCCUGGCCAUACCCAGCAUGCUUAUGGUAUGCAUUGAAUGGUGGAGCUUUGAAAUUGGAGGAUUCUUGGCAGGUAUCAUUAGUGUUGCAGAGCUUGGUGCACAGGCCAUAAUUUUGCAUUUGGUCACCAUUGCUUACCAGAUACCUGUUGGAUUCGGUGUGGCUGCAAGUGUGAGGAUAGGAAAUGCUUUAGGAGCUGGAGACGUGGAGCAAGCCAAAACAUCCUACACAGUUACUCUUUUGUGUAUAGGGUUUUGUGCUUUGCUGACUAGUUCUCUGAUGGCUGCACUGAAAAAUGUGAUUGCCUAUAUUUUUACCAAUGACAGAGAAAUUGCUGCAUUGGUUUCCCGUAUUAUGCUCAUUGUUGCUCCAUUUCACCUAUUCGAUGCUGUAGCUGGCACAUGUGGUGGAAUAUUACGAGGAGCUGGAAAGCAAAAGAUUGGAGCAAUUACAAAUGCUGUUGGGUAUUACCUUCUGGGCUUACCGAUAGGAAUAUCACUGAUGUUUGCAGCGAAGCUUGGAGUAGUAGGCCUUUGGUGUGGUAUGAUUUUCCCUAUUGUUUUGCAAGUCCUAGUCUUCAUAUCCUACAUAUUACGUAUGGAUUGGGACAAAGCAUGUGAAGAGGCUCAGGUUCGAGCAGGAGUGAAAUCAAACAAAAAUCACCUUGAACUCAGUAUUUUACAAUUGGAGACUUCCAGCACUGGAUUUGGCAUGGUUGCAAAUGGGGAUGUACAGUCCUUUAAGAGUCUGUAUCCAGUUGUGGCCCAAGACAUUACAGGUGCAGUUAUCCUGCCCGAUGCUGUCUAUCAUGAGAAUCAUUCAGAACAUCUGGUGUUAGAAGAUGAAUCAUCAGAACUUUCCAACAUAGUGGGUGAAGUCCUCUCUGCAAAGCAGCUUAUUCUGCGGCGUGGGCUGGCACUGUGCCUAGCUGUGUUUGUGCUAUUAGCUGGAGUCAUCAUUAAAAUUUUGAUAGGCAAUGGAUAAAAGCAAUCCGCACAUCAUAAACCUAAUUAAACCCAUGUGCAGCGGCUCGACAGUGAAGACCUUACACCAGAUUGGCUAAAUGUGUCAUCAGACUAUUGUGAUUUAGAGAACAGUUGUUACUGUUGGAAUUGUCAAAAUAGUUGCAAAAUGCUUUCAGCAAAAAUUCAGUACAGUUUCUGAAACUACCCAUGUACCUCUGACAUAUGUGUUACCCCUUAGGAUAAUUUUAUCUUAAAAAUUAUUUUACUUAAACACAAUAAACCCAAAAUAAAGCCACUAUACGUGUUGAAUGACCCAGCACCGGAUUAAAA